UGUGUCCGGGUGGGGCUGCAGGGGGAACCCUGCGCUUUGACUAGAUCACCAGGAACACGACGCCCAUGUACCGGACCCCUGAGAUGGUGGACCUGUACUCCAACUUCCCCAUCGGCGAGAAGCAGGACAUCUGGGCCUUGGGCUGCAUUCUGUACCUGCUGUGUUUCCGCCAACACCCUUUUGAGGAUGGUGCCCGGCUGCGCAUCGUCAACGGAAAGUUCUCCAUCCCGCCCGACGACACACGCUACACCGUCUUCCACGGCCUCAUCCGUGCAACGCUGAAGGUCAACCCCGAGGAGCGACUGACCAUCACUGAGCUGGUCAAUCAGCUGCAGGAGAUUGCAGCUGCCCGUGGUGUGAACCCUCGGGCACCCGUCAGUGAGCUCCUGGAGCAGAACGGAGGUUACGGGAACAUGCUCCCAACCCGAGGGUCUGUCCCCGCCGGGGGCACCCCCCACAGUGUCUGCAGUGGAAACCUCACAGUGGCUGAGUACGAGCAGCCAUACAGUGGCCUCCUGGACCUGCUGCGGGGCGGCACCGAGCGCCUCUUCACCAAUCUCAAGGACACCUCCUCCAAGGUCAUCCAGUCCGUGGCCAGCUACGCCAAGGGGGACCUGGACAUCUCCUACAUCACAUCCAGAAUCGCAGUGAUGUCCUUCCCGGCCGAGGGCGUGGAGUCGGCCAUCAAGAACAACAUCGAGGAUGUGCGGCUCUUCCUGGACGCGAAGCACGCCGGCCACUACACCGUGUACAACCUGUGCCCACGCACCUACCGCGCCUCGCGGUUCCACGACCGAGUGUCCGAGUGCGGGUGGACGCCCCGGCGGGCCCCCCAGCUGCACAAGCUGUACAGCGUCUGCCGGGACAUGCACACCUGGCUGCGGCGGGACCCCAAGAACGUGUGUGUGGUGCACUGCGUGGACGGGAGGGCCACCUCCGCCGUGGCUGUCUGCUCCUUCCUCUGCUUCUGCCGCCUCUUCAGCACAGCUGAGGCCGCCGUGUACAUGUUCAGCAUGAAGCGCUGUCCACCUGGCAUCUGGCCAUCCCACAAACGGUACAUCGAGUAUGUGUGCGACAUGGUGGCGGAGGAGCCCAUCUCCCCGCACGGCAAGCGGCUGCUGGUCCGCAGUGUGGUGAUGGCUCCCGUGCCGCUCUUCAGCAAGCAGCGCAGCGGCUGCCGGCCCUUCUGCGAGGUGUAUGUGGGUGACGAGCGCGUGGCCUCCACAUCCCAGGAGUACGACAAGAUGCGGGAGUUCAGGAUCGAGGACGGCAAAGCGGUCAUCCCUCUGGGCGUCACCGUGCAGGGGGACGUGCUCCUGGUCAUCUACCACGCGCGCUCCACGCUGGGCGGGAGGCUGCAGGCCAAGAUGGCCUCCAUGAAGAUGUUCCAGGUCCAGUUCCACACCGGGUUUGUGCCGCGCCACGCAACAACUGUGAAAUUUGCCAAGUAUGACCUGGACGCCUGUGAUAUCCAGGAGAAGUACCCAGACCCCUUCCACGUGCACCUGGAGGUAGAGGUGGAGCCCAGGGACGGGCCCGGCCGGGAGCCCCCUCCCUGGGAGAGUGGGGCCGUGCGGGCCCUGAACCCCAAGAUCCUCUUCUCCAGCCGCGAGGAGCAGCAAGAUAUCCUGUCCAGGUUUGGGAAGCCAGAGCUCCCCCGCCAGCCUGGCUCCACCGCCCAGUAUGAGGCUGAGGAAGGGUCUCCAGACACAGAGCCCCCCGAGUCAGACUCCCCACCCAGUAGCAACCCAGACGCCUCACACUUCCUGCACUCCCUGGAUUGGCAUGAGGAGAAGGAGUCGGAGUCGGGCAGUGAGAGCCAUCUGGGCCCCGAGAGUCCGCCCAUGGGGGCUGAGGGCAGAGGCCAUCGGUCAGUCGAGGAUGUGGCCACCACAGGUGGCAGCAGGGACGCAGAGGAUGAGGAUGACCCCGUAGCCAGCCCACAGGAGCCCAGUGUCCUCCUUGAGCUGGACUCACAGCCGGAGCCCCCACCACAGGACAGCAGCGUGGACCUCCUGGGGCUGCACACCGGGGGGGCUGCCCCACCCCCUGGGCAGGCCUGCGUGGCACCCCCCAGCAACGCGGACCUGCUCAGCUCCCUGCUGGGGGCACCCUCUCACGAGGAUGCCCCUGCCAGCCUGCUGGGGGGCGAGUCCCCCCUGCUCCUGGCCAACCCCACACACCCCCUGGGUGCCCAGAGCACCCCCCGAGAAGGGCCCUCUGCAGCGGCUUCUCAGCACUCCCUGCCACUGAGCGACCCAUUUGACCCUCUCCUGCUGGCCCCCCGCCUGGACCCUCAGCCUGACCUCUUUGGCGACUUCUUGAGUUCCGACUGUCCAGCAGGCCCACCCCCCUUCCCAUCUACCCACAGUGCCCCGCCCCCUGCCUGCAGUGACUUCCUGCACCUGGGAGACCUGCCUGCAGAAUCCGGCAAGAUGACAGCCUCCGCCAGCCACCCGGACCUGCUGGGCACCUGGGACACCUGGGCUGAGGCCCCCCCAGUCGGCGCUGAAGCCCCUUUGUUCCCUCCCGGAGGCCAGUCUGCACCCCCCGGGCCCCCAACCAACUGGACCAAGUGUCAGAACCUCGACCCCUUUGCUGACCUCGGCGACCUCAGCUCCGGCCUCCCAGGUGGCAGCUCCCAGCAAAUAAGUCGGCCGCCGGCCCAGCCCCCCCAGUCCAAGCUGCCCCCCAAGGCCUCUGUGCAGCCUCGGCCCAGCUACACCACCUUCAGCGUGAUUGGGGGGCGUGAGGAGAGGGGUGUCCGCACCCCCAGCUUUGGUGAGGCCUGUGGUCACGACAGAGGCUGUUUGGGCCCCCACCGAGCUCAGAAGCCCAGAGUGUCUGAGAGCGACUUUGAAGACCUGCUGUCCAACCAGGGCUUCUCAUCCAGGGCUGACCGCAAGUUGCCACGGACCAUCGCCCAGAUGAGGAGACAGGAGCAGGCCCGGGGUUCGGACCCCCUCAAGCUGAAGCUGCAGGACUGGACGGAGGGCAAGGAGCGUAACAUCCGUGCCCUGCUGUCCACGCUGCACACGGUGCUCUGGGAGGGUGAGAGCCGAUGGACGCCCGUGGGCAUGGCCGACCUGGUGACACCUGCCCAGGUGAAGAAGCAGUACCGGCGCGCUGUGCUUGUGGUGCACCCCGACAAGGCCACUGGGCAGCCCUAUGAGCAGCAGGCCCGUUUGAUCUUCAUGGAGCUGAGUGACGCCUGGGCCGAGUUUGAGAGCCAGGGCUCACGGCCCCUGUUCUAGCUGGCCGGGUGUGCCAUGUGCAGCUGAGACUUCGGGGCCUGGCCAUCGUGGAUUGCUUUGCCAGCAUCAGGGGCCUGGCCAGUGGCCUCACCAGUGUCCAGCAGCCUCACCAGUGUCUGGCGACUUCACCAGUGUCCAGCAGCCUCACCAGUGUCCGGCGACCUCAUCAGUGUCCGGCGACCUCACCAGUGUCCGGCGACCUCACCAGUGUCCGGCGGCCUCACCAGUGUCCAGCGGCCUCACCAGUGUCCGGUGGUCUCACCAGUGUCCGGUGGUCUCACCAGUGUCCAGUGGCCACACCAGUGUCCGGUGGCCUGGCAGGCAGAGCAAACAUUCCAGGCACAGGAGAAAAGCAUUCCAAAGCCUCUGUGUUGUUUUCUUUUACUGGCCCUGAAGGGACAGUGCUGACUGACUCUCCACAGCAACUGUUGUGGCCUGGUGUCGUGCCGGGCCGUGCCGGGGCCGAGGGUGGUGGCCGGAACCCCAGAGCUGGGUCUCCCCAUAGUCGUGGGCGGCUGCCUUGCAAUGAAACUAUUUUCUGACCAAA
Erinaceus europaeus (western European hedgehog) is the source of this 3801-nucleotide messenger RNA. RefSeq names its product cyclin-G-associated kinase. Lineage: Eukaryota; Metazoa; Chordata; Mammalia; Eulipotyphla; Erinaceidae. Gene Ontology annotation, molecular function: phosphatidylinositol-3,4,5-trisphosphate 3-phosphatase activity; protein kinase activity; ATP binding. The record is from RefSeq and is a predicted model, not a curated record. Gene Ontology annotation, biological process: dephosphorylation; protein phosphorylation. Gene Ontology annotation, cellular component: cytosol. The coding region runs from base 66 to 3254 and encodes 1062 amino acids. The transcript has 22 exons.